UGGAUGGACUUCCACAAUCUUCCAUCAUGUCAUUACUUUUGGAACACCCUGUCUAAAUACAGCCAUGUGUUGCACUUUAUUUGUCUGUCUCUUUUUAUUUUUUUUCUAUAGACGUCUGAGAUGUAUGGCAGAAAACUAAUAUAUAAACAGCUCUCUGUCAAUUUCCUUUCACACACAAUGCCAAUAACGCCUUCACUUAAAAUGCAACAUUCAAGAAAAAUAUUAUCAAAACAUAAAUAAUUUAUGAAGUUGUUAGACACACGAUUUGAACACUUUUAUAUUGUGAUGUGAAUGAUUUUUUAUUUUACUUAUAUUAUAUUCAAAUAAAAAUGAGAUUGAAGCUCUAAAAAGAUCCCGUAAUUCACCAUUUGAGUGUGUUUGUUAAAAAGUUUAUAAAAUUUGAAUAUAUUUUGUACCCCCCUAUGAAUCAUUUAAUUGCUGUCAACUGGGUUCAAGGUUAUCAAAUCCGGACAAUUACUUCCGACAGACAAUUAGAUUCAUUCAAUCAAAAGUACAAGCUAUCACCGCUACUAUACGAAAGGGAAUAUGAAUUUAAACCCUAUUCAAUGCGGGUGGUCUAAUCAUAUAACAUGCGCUCUAAAUAGACUCAAAACUGGAUGGAGUAGUAGUAAAGUGUCUGAACCCUUGCGUCCUGACGAACAAGCAGCCAUUAUAUCGGUCAUUCGACGAAAUGAGGAAAUUGAAGUAGCUGAACGACAACGUGUAGGAAAACUGGUGGAGCGAGUAGAAAAAAUCAAAGAACGAGCAGCUGACUGUGGACCACAAGGCUGUCGCUUAUGUGGCCAAACAUUUGGUAUUCUUGGUCCAUCUCGUUUGGUUUGCGAGGAUUGUAAAAAAGCAGUUUGUUCAAAAUGUGCCAUUGACAUAAAUAUAAAAAUGCAUUGUAAAUCUCGAGAAAUUUGGCUAUGUCGCAUCUGUUCUGAGACUCGAGAAAUGUGGAAAAAAUCUGGAGCUUGGUUUUUCAAAGGUCUUCCAAAAUAUGAAAUUCCAGAUCCUAAUUUAAGCUCAGUGAGAACAACCCGUAGUGCUAGUACAACACCAGCGAAGACGGUUCGUAUUAAAAAAAUGACGAUGAGUGUCGUUGACACUAGUAGUUCAGAAGAUGAUGAAGUUGAUGAUGGUGUUACAAAACAAACUUAUCCAUCAAUUCAAAGAGAGAACAGUUUUAGACUUAAAGCAGUUGGUUCGUUUCGAAGUUUCUUCGAUGGUGGUGAGAGAAAACUUUCAAAUUCAAUAUCAUUCCAACGCCAAGUUGUGUCAAAAUCAGACUGUUAUCAGCCAGAUUAUGAUGCAAUCUCCACAGUGUCGAGCAACAGAAGGGAGAGUAAUUACAAUAAUCGACGUGGUUCAGCAUCAUCAAGUAUGUCAAUAAGUGAGAGUUCGUCAGGAAAUGGAAGUAUUACAACAAGUAAUCAACUUGCUCAAAAUUGUAGAGAUCCUCUGUUGGGAUGGCUUGAGUUGGUAGUUACUUAUAGAGAAAAUGACCAUACUUUGGAUUGUAGUAUAAUUAGAGCUAGAGACUUACCGGCUAUGGAUUCGGCGGGACUAACGGAUCCUUUCUGUAAAUUGAAUAUCAUAACACCCGAAGGACAUGUUAAAUACACGAGAUGGCAAAAAACUAAAACCGUUCACAAGACCAGAAAUCCUGAGUUCAAUGAAAUUCUACAGUUUGUUGGCGUAGAACCUAUUGAGCUAGGAAAUUCUCUAUUGUAUGUGGUAAUUCUUGACGAUGAUAAGUAUGGACAUGACUUUCUUGGAGCUGCAAAAAUCAAUCUUUCAACGGUUCACAGUCACAGCCCAUAUCGAUUGACCGUUCCCUUGGGUGUAGAAGAUCAAUACAGCAAUGAAGCGGAAAUUUCUCAAACUUGGCCACGAGGAAAGAUUUGUAUCUCUUUGUGUUACAAUUCAAAAAAGCGGUCCCUUGUUGUUGUUGUAAAACAAUGUAUCAAUCUGCUUCCAAUGGAUAACAAUGGUAGUUCAGAUCCCUUUGUUAAGCUCCAACUAAAGCCUGAUACGCACAAGAAAAAAUACAAGACUGGUGUUAAAUGGAGAAACCUAAAUCCUGCAUUUAAUGAAGAGUUCGUUUUUGAAGCUAGCCCUCAUGAUCUCAACAAGCAAUCGCUUAUAAUCACAGUUUGGGACAAAGAUAUCGGCAAGAGCAAUGACUUUUUGGGUAGUCUAAUUCUAGGCUGCAAUAGUAAGGGAGAGCGUUUAAAGCAGUGGAACGAUUGUGUCCGCUUACCUGAUCAUGUACAUGAGAAAUGGCACUGUUUAUCCGCAGAUAAUCCAUCGCACUGAUUUAAAGUAUCUGUGCGUGUGUGGUGGUGGCUUUGGUGCUUUUAAUAUUUGCCACUUAGUUUUUUAGGAAUGCGCAUGGAGUAAAUUUUUUGUUGUCAAAAAGUGUCCUUAAUGCAAAGGCUAUUCAAAAAUUUGUAAAGCUUAACACAUUUUUCUUAUCUUUAUUCUAAAAAUUUACUCUUGGCUUUUUGUUAUGGCUUUUAGUUUUUUUUUCCAAUGGAAGAGUGUCUUCUAUUUUAAAAGUUUGAAUUAAGAAUAAUAUUAUGUAAUAAUAUCAAAAACAUGAAAUUUGAAGAGAGUGUACCUACCCAAUUUGUACUUUCAAUAAAUAAUAAUAAUUUUUAAAAAGUCGGCUAUAAGUUUUUAUACAAUUUUAUUUGAUAUAAACUAAAAGUUGAUACUGAAGUCAUGGUUUGCCAUGACGGUUUUCACAAUAUAAAAAUAAAGUUUGACAUGAAACCAAUACUUACCCUUACCGAAGAGAAAAAAAAGGUAAACGAAUCUGGCAUUUUUUUAAAAUUUGUUUUAAUAAGUUCGGUUAGGUUAAGAUUUCUUUACCUUUAAAAUGUUUGUUUUGUUAUGAUUUUUAUGAGAGUACCUACAACUGUAA
Messenger RNA from Episyrphus balteatus (marmalade hoverfly), 2929 nucleotides. It is a transcript of the gene Rph, whose product is annotated as rabphilin-3A. The record is from RefSeq and is a predicted model, not a curated record. Gene Ontology annotation, molecular function: small GTPase binding. Gene Ontology annotation, biological process: intracellular protein transport. Gene Ontology annotation, cellular component: membrane. The transcript has 4 exons. NCBI's taxonomy places the organism in Eukaryota, Metazoa, Arthropoda, Insecta, Diptera, Syrphidae. Bases 547 to 2319 code for a protein of 590 amino acids.